Molecule: messenger RNA, 5097 nt
Organism: Puntigrus tetrazona (Sumatra barb)
Lineage: Eukaryota; Metazoa; Chordata; Actinopteri; Cypriniformes; Cyprinidae
Gene: ube2o
Product: ubiquitin-conjugating enzyme E2O
Source: RefSeq, a predicted model, not a curated record
CAUUCAGCAGCAGCAGCAGAGAUGGCGGUGCCCGCCACAGUAGCGCUUUCUCCGGCCGUGAGCCCGAGCUCCGAGCCUCCGUCCGUCGCGCUCUCUCCCACGGCAGGCGGAACCCAGCGGCUUCUGUUUACGCAUGACCUGGUCUCCGGAAAACACCGCGGUGCGAUGCGUUUCGGGCUCGUACGGAUGAUUCACGGCGAAGAGGAUUUCGAAGAUUCGGACUCCGAGAUUGGCGGUGAUGGCGGAGGGAGAGGAAGAAGUGGUGGUGGUGGUGGUGGUGGCAGCGGCGGCGGCGAUGGUGGAGAAGGUGGACGAGGUGGAGGCGCUCCCGGUAACUCGGACAACGAGAGCGGGGCUGCGGACGCACGGUCGUGGCCUCUCGGUAGAGGAUUCGUGCGUGUUCAGUGGUAUCCCGAAGGAACGAAGCAGGAUGUUCGGGAAACGAAGCUGAAACUUGAAGAUCGAUCUAUUGUGCCUAGAGACUUUGUCCGGAGAAUGAAUUCAAAUGAUAAACAGUGUGGCAUUGUGACUAACAUAAACACUGAGUGUGCCGUGAAACUUGUAGGGACCAACUGUGUUCUGUAUCCUGUAAACAGCAAAGACCUUCAGCAUGUCUGGUCUUUUAUGUACGGUGACUACAUUGUAUAUGACUUCUGGCUUGGAAAGGUGUACGAUCUCAGCAUCCAAAUCGUUGUGAAGCUUUCCAAUGGUGCACGAUGCUCUAUGAGUGAGGAAGACGGCGCAAAACUCUAUGAUAUUUACCCUCACAUCAGUGAUGUGGGUUUGUUCUUUGACGAUGCCUAUGGAUUCUACCGUCAGGUUUUGAUUGGGCCCUCAAAGGUUUUUGCUAAUGUACAAUGGCUAUAUGGUGUGAAGCCGGUUCUCAGCAAGAAAAGCAAGUUCAGAGUUGUUGUGGAGGAGGUUCAGGUUGUUGAGCUAAAAGUGACGUGGAUUACUAAAAGUUACUCUCCAAAGGGCUCAGACAGUGUCUUCCCACCACCAUCCACCAUCACACAGGAGAAUCUAUGCAGGGUGAAGCGACUGGGCUACUUUGAUCAUACUCAAAGGCAGCUUGGAGAGAGAGCCUUGUAUGUGUUUCCUGCCAAGAGUGAAACUACACGAAUCACCUGUGAGGGUCCAGAGGGUGCACCUGCUCAUCCUGAGGACCCUGUUGUUCGAAAGUUAAAAAGAAUGUUUAAAAAGGAAGUGGGAAAGAAACUGACAGAAAAUUCAGACACACAGAGUAACAAUUCCGAAUCAACUGAGAAAAUGGAGGGCAUGGAAGGUGAAAAGAGAUCAGUGCAGGAACAGGACUGUCCUGAUGAUAAUUCUGUUCCAUGCUACCCAAACAAUGGUCCUUUUCCAUCCCAGGAUGCUUUGGAGGAAGAAAAAGAGCCACCACUGGCUGUUCUUCAGGGACAGUGGGCCCAUUUGGGGGAUCAAGAGUCGGAUGAGGAGCCAGGGGAUGAUACAGAUGAUACCAGUUCUGUCACUUCCUCUGCCAGCUCAACAGCCUCACUUCAGAGUGGCCCAACUCGAAAAAAGAGCAUUCCCCUCUCUAUACGCAACCUAAAGAGAAAGCACAAGAAGAAGAGAACUAAGUUUUCACGCGAAUUCAAACCAGGAGACAGGGUGGCAGUUGAGGUUGUCUCCACUGUAACCUCUGCAGAUGUGAUGUGGAAGGAUGGUAGAUUAGAGACGGGGAUACGCUCCAAUGACCUGAUCCCUAUCCAGCACCUGGACAACCAUGAGUUCUGCCCUGGAGACUACGUUGUAGACAAACGACCCCAGGCUCUUCAGGAUCCAGGCAUCUAUGGGGUUAUUCAGUCAGGUGACCAUAAAGCCAGAACCUGUGUUGUCAAGUGGGUCAAACUUAAUGCUGCAGGCAACGAUGUUGAGGUGAUUGGGGAAGAAGAGGACGUUAGUGUUUAUGACAUUGCUGAUCAUCCAGAUUUCCAUUUCCACACAACGGAUAUUGUCAUAAGGAUUGGCAACUCUGACACAGAGGAUUGUGAAAAUGAGAGAUCUGUUGGCCAAGUGUGCAGGGUGGAUCUGAGCAGUAAAGUUGAGGUUGUGUGGGCAGAUAAUUCUAAGACAAUUGUCCUGCCACAGCACUUGUAUAAUGUCGAGUCUGAGAUUGAAGAAACAUAUUAUGACUCUGCAGAGGGCAGCAGUAGUGGUGCCUCAUCUGAAGAAUGGGAAGAUGAGAGUGAUAGCUGGGAGACAGAUAAUGGACAAUUGGAAGAGGAACCAAGUGGUGUGGAAAGCAUCCCAGUCUCCUCUCCCACCACAGGUGCUAAUGCCGAUGGCAAAACCCAUGGUGUGCAUGCCUCCACGACUACAGACUUACCAGGAGCUGUCCCGACUCCUGAACUUCCUGGAGGUGUAGGCGGAGUUGCACCCGAAGAGAAACCCAGUAAAGAGACUCCACCACGUGGCUUCCGUGAGCUUAAAGAAGCUCUGAAGAUUUUGGAAAGUUUAAAGAACAUGACUGUUGAGCAACUCUGGACUGGAUCACCAACCUCUCCCACUGCCGAACCAUCAGCCACAAGUGCUGCCACAACUCCUGCUGAUGCCAAACCCACAAAAGAAAAACGCUUUUUGGAUGACAUUAAGAAACUUCAAGAGAACUUGAAGAAAACUCUGGACAAUGUGGCCAUUGUAGAAGAGGAUAAAAUGGAGGCUGCCAUUGAGGAGGAAAAAGUGACAGCGCCGGUGCAAGCAGAACCACAGACGCCUGUGCGUUCUGAGUGGCCUAGCGACACUCCGGUUUUGUGUCAACAGAGUGGAGGCAAACCGGGUGUAACCUUCACCAGUGCUAAAGGGGAAGUGUUUUCUGUUUUGGAAUGGGCACCAGACACACACUCUUUUAAAAAGAUGGAGUUCCAGCCAGCAGAGGCAAAGAAGUUCUUUAGCACUGUAAGGAAAGAAAUGGCCCUGCUGGCCACCUCUCUGCCUGAUGGCAUCAUGGUGAAGACUUUUGAGGACAGAAUGGACCUUUUCUCAGCUCUCAUUAAGGGCCCUAACCGCACUCCCUAUGAGGAUGGACUCUUUCUUUUUGAUAUCCAACUUCCUAAUAUAUAUCCUGCUGUUCCUCCUCUCUUCCGUUACCUCUCUCAGUGCAGUGGUCGACUUAACCCAAACUUGUAUGACAAUGGGAAGGUUUGUGUCAGUCUUCUUGGCACCUGGAUUGGAAAGGGUACUGAAAGAUGGACCAGCAAAUCCAGUCUACUGCAAGUGCUUAUCUCUAUACAAGGUCUGAUCCUUGUCAAUGAGCCGUACUAUAAUGAGGCUGGCUUUGACAGUGACCGAGGCCUUCAGGAGGGUUACGAGAACAGUCGCUGCUACAACGAGAUGGCACUUAUUAAGAUGGUGCAGUCAAUGACUCAACUUCUCCAGCAGCCUGUGGAAGUCUUUCAGCAGGAGAUCUGUGAGCACUUUACCUGUAGCGGAUGGCGUCUGGUCCAUCGACUGGAGUCCUGGCUAGAAUUGGAUGGGGCAGUGACUGACCGUGCUUUACGUUGUGGUGUUGGAAGCCUCCAUGGAGAACCUCUAGAAGAGAUCCCAUCAGCUCUGGCACACAGCAGCCCAAGCAAGCAGGAUGUGCGAAGCGAAGAGGAGCUUGAGGACUCAGGUCUCAGUCCCUCCACAGUGGGGCCCAGUGAACUUCCUGGCUCAGGUGGGCAACGGGACCUGAGCCAGAAUUCAGAGUGUGAUAGUUCAGUUGUGGGUGGUGUAGGAUCAGAAAUAACAGAAGGUUCUGAAGGGGUGUUGGGUUUUGUGACAUCACAACAAAGUAUAAAACCGUAUCAGGAGUCUCAGCCAGCUGUGAGACCAAAGAAACGGAGGAAGAGCUAUCGUAGCUUCCUUCCAGAGCGCAGUGGCUAUCCAGACAUUGGAUUCCCACUCUUCCCUCUUUCCAAAGGCUUUGUGAAGAGCAUGCGUGUAGUUUUGCAGCAGUAUCGCGCUACUCUGAUGGCUGCUGGCAUUCCUGACAAAUAAUUUCCCUCCAGUGUAAUGUUCUUCUUUUUUCCUUUUUCCCCACUUUGUUCAACCCAAGAGCUGCGCUUUUCCCCUUUAAUCCUAUGUCCAGGUCUUGGAUCUGAUCAUCAGGCAACUAAUUUUCCUACCAACUUUUGUUAAUUGCUUCAUAGCACUUUUUUUUGCUUCGUUUUUUUGUUGCCUCUCAGUGGUCACGGAGUGGCAGCACACAUUAUUUGUUUCCAUUAAAACAAUGUUGAAAUUUCAUAUGCUUCUAUCUUGUUUCCCUGACAACCACCCUGCCACCACACUGCUCUCUCAGGGAAGAAUGGACAAAAACAGAUGGAUGUGAGACUGAGAUACUGAGGCAUGACUGAAGCUUUUGUUGUGUUGUGACUUUACAAGAUGUGUGGGUAUAAACUGUAUAAAUUGGGUUUAUUGUGCCAUGGGAUGCUCUAAAUGGUCUUAAGCAUUGUCAUUUGCUAAUAUGGGGAGGACAGAGACUAUUUUUUGAUGGAAUCGCCAUCAAACUUUCACCACAUAUUGGUUUGCACAAGUUGCGAAAGUUGAGUUCAUUUACAGAAAAAAAGGAUGUUAUUGUCAGUUUUUCCAAAAAGCUUCAGAUCAGAUGUGUAAUUGUUGUCUUUGGUUAAACAAAUAAUUAUAUUUCCCAGCAUGACUUGCUCUCUGGUUCAUAUUUUCAUGUUGCUAACAUUGCAUCGCCAUUUGAGUCUUGAGUCAUUCUUUUAGAAAUGCUGGUGACUUGCUUUUUCGAUCCAAAAUAUAGUCAAAGUUGUACAACUGCCCGGUCAUCUAUACUGUACAGGCCCUGAUCUUUCCUGCUGGUGUUUUGCACUGAAAUCAUAUGAAAGUUGAGUGUCAAGUUUACAUUUAAAAACAACAAAGCAACCAGACACUAAACAAUUUCUCUUCAAACUGGAACCAAACAUCCACUUUUUUUGUCCCUCCCCCUCCUUGGCACAACAAAGAAAACUUUAGUAACUAAUAUUCUCUGUACAGUACAUUAUUUAAAAAAAAAUGUCUUACACUUUUGCCAUAAAUGCAUACAUAUCACAAAUCCAGUUUACAUAUAUGUAAAUAAACAGUGGGACCUUU